Messenger RNA from Capsella rubella, 1898 nucleotides. Its product is annotated as AAA-ATPase At5g57480. Lineage: Eukaryota; Viridiplantae; Streptophyta; Magnoliopsida; Brassicales; Brassicaceae. The transcript has a single exon. Gene Ontology annotation, molecular function: ATP binding; ATP hydrolysis activity. The record is from RefSeq and is a predicted model, not a curated record. Bases 277 to 1842 code for a protein of 521 amino acids.
CUCUCUCUCUCUCUCUCUUCCUCUCUUCUUCAUCUCUCUUCUCAAAGCUUUCACCUUUUUUUCUUUCUUUCCUUGUAUCUCUCCCCCGAGUUCUCAUAAUCUCUAAUAGAUAAAUCAAAUCAAACCCAUCUUUAAUCUCUCCUCGUAUCUCAAAACCCGUACUCCUCUUUUGUCUCUCACGUUGAUUUCGACCGUAAAGUUCACACCUUUUUCUCUAUAAAAAAAUCCUCUGUUUUUGAUUCAACUCUGUUUUGCGCUUGAUCUAAUCUCUCAAAAAUGAAAGAGUAUUGGACAUCGUUAGCUUCACUUCUCGGCGUUUUAGCUUUUUGUCAAAGCUUAAUGCAAUCAAUAUUCCCACCGGAGCUCCGUUUCGCUUUCCUCAAAUUCUUCAACAGAGUCUUCCACCUCUUCUCUUCUUACUGUUACUUCGACAUAACAGAGAUCGACGGCGUCAACACCAACGAGCUCUACAACGCCGUUCAGCUUUACCUUAGCUCAUCCGUUUCAAUCGCCGGAAACCGUUUAAGCCUCACCCGCGCCGUUAACUCCUCCUCCAUCACUUUCGGUCUCUCCAACAACGACUCAAUCGUCGACACCUUCAACGGCGUUACAGUUCUAUGGGAACACGUUGUUACACAGCGUCAAACUCAGACUUUUGCUUGGAGACCAUUACCUGAAGAGAAACGUGGAUUCACUCUACGAAUCAAGAAAAAGGACAAAACUUUGAUACUCAAUUCUUAUCUUGAUUACAUCAUGGAGAGAGCUAACGAGAUUCGUCGGAAAAAUCAAGAUCGGUUGCUCUACACGAAUUCGAGAGGUGGGUCACUUGAUUCGAGAGGUCAUCCAUGGGAAUCUGUUCCUUUUAAGCAUCCAAGUACUUUCGAAACUUUAGCUAUGGAUCCGAUCAAGAAGCAACAGAUCAUGGAUGAUCUUAAGGAUUUUGCUGAAGGUCAAGUCUUUUAUCAGAAGACUGGUCGGGCUUGGAAAAGAGGAUACUUGCUUUACGGACCACCAGGUACUGGUAAGUCCAGUAUGAUCGCAGCUAUGGCUAACUAUCUCGGUUACGACAUUUAUGAUCUUGAGCUCACUGAGGUUCAUAGUAACUCGGAGUUGAGGAAGCUGCUGAUGAAAACGAGUUCUAAGUCGAUCAUUGUGAUUGAAGAUAUUGACUGUUCGAUCAAUCUGACUAACCGGAAGAAGAACAGUAGCAAUGCGUCGACUCAACGGAGCUAUUACGAUGCAGAAACAAGAAACGGGUCUGGUUCGGGUUCGGGUGGUUCAGGGGAGGAAGGUGGUAAUGGGAAUACUAUAACUUUGUCAGGUUUGUUGAAUUUUACAGAUGGGCUUUGGUCUUGUUGUGGAAGUGAGAGGAUCUUUGUGUUUACGACGAAUCAUAUAGAGAAGCUUGAUCCAGCAUUGCUUAGAAGUGGGAGGAUGGAUAUGCAUGUCUACAUGAGCUUUUGUAAUUUCCCGUCGUUGAAGAUUUUGCUGAAGAACUAUUUGGGGUAUGAGGUGGAAGAUAUAGACGAGGACGUGUUGAAGGAGAUGGAGAGAGUGGUGGACAAGGCUGAGAUGACUCCUGCUGAUGUAAGUGAGGCUCUGAUUAAGAAUAGGAGGGAUAAGGAGAAGGCGAUUAGGGAGUUGUUGGAGGAUUUGAAGAGUAGAGGGGAGAGAAAUGUGAAAGAUGGGAAAAUGAGGGGCGGGAGUGGAAAUUUGACGGAAUUGGAAGUUGUUGAGGAGCAAGAGAAGAGGGCUAUAGAUAGUCAGAAUGGAGAUGAUGAGGAUCAUGAUGAAGAAGAGAUUGAGCUUGAGGAUAACAUUUGUAAGACUAGAGAAGAUUGAUAUAUGUGUUUUUUUUGGUUGUCUUUUUUUUUUUUUUUUUUAAAAGUUUAUAUAAU